Messenger RNA from Closterium sp. Naga37s-1, 297 nucleotides. The record is from the annotation of a GenBank genome assembly. Lineage: Eukaryota; Viridiplantae; Streptophyta; Zygnematophyceae; Desmidiales; Closteriaceae.
AUGACUGCGACCGCCGAGCGUUCCGCCGCCCCUGGCGCCGCUGCUCGCGGCGGCGUUGCCGGAUCCGCCAGCGCGUUCGGCGCCGCGAAGCACGGGUCUCCAGCGGAGCUGGAGCGGGUCGAAAGCGAGGGAGAGAUGCUGCACGGCGUGGCGGUAAGCGCGGCGCCAUUCGCGGCACGCCUGCCCUGCGCGGCGGAGAUGGUCGGCGGAGGUGGCGGCGCGGUGGGAGAGAAGGGGGCGUGGGAGGGAGGGAGAAUUGCAGCAGGUCUGGUGGGGGAGGAAAGGCGAGGAGAGUAA